This is a messenger RNA of Penicillium digitatum Pd1, 696 nucleotides long. Its product is annotated as ankyrin repeat domain-containing protein. The record is from RefSeq and is a predicted model, not a curated record. Lineage: Eukaryota; Fungi; Ascomycota; Eurotiomycetes; Eurotiales; Aspergillaceae. Gene Ontology annotation, molecular function: protein binding.
AUGUCCGCCUCCACAACAUCACAGGCGAAGCCUACAGUGCCAAUUGCACUUUCUGCAGAGGCAGUUGACGACUUGAUCUAUGACGCCCGAGCAGGCGACCUCGAGGCCCUUAAUGAAGACAUCGCCAACCUCGCCAGCCAACACAGCUGCAACGAGUCCCAGAUCGUGGCAUCUGCCAUCGAUAGGACAGACGAGAGCGAAGGUGGCUCUGGAUCUUGUGUUCUGCACUUCCCUGCUGCGAAUGGAAACUCUGAUAUCCUCAAGGCUCUCCUCCACAAGCUGUCAUCCGCAGACGCAGCCCAGCGUGCCGCGUUCGUGAACCACCGCAACAACUCCGGCAACACACCUCUCCACUGGGCUGCGCUUAACGCGCACCUCGAGUGCGUUAAGGCGCUUGUCGAAGCUGGCGCAGAUCUUGAUGUUAAGAACGAUGCUGGCCAUGACGCUGUGUUCCUUGCCGAGCGGACAGCGUGGGCUGCGGUGGAGGGCGACGAGGACGUUGAGGGUGCGGAGGGUGAUGAUGCUCAGACUCAGGAGAUUGAGAUGACCAUUGGUGAGAACGAGGGCGAGGAGAAGUCUGAGGGUGCUGGUGAGAUGUCUGCGGGCAGACAGGUUGUCGAGUGGCUCCUGGCUUCAGAUGUUGGUGCGAGUUUGGAGAAGGGGGCUACAGAGGGCGAGGCUAGUGGAUCUGCUUGA